AUGAAGUCCUUUUUCGUUGCUUCCCUGUUGGCGGCCGCCUCAUCGGUCCUUGCGGCCCCGGCUCCUAUUCCGGCUCCCACUCCUCCUGGUAUCCCCACCGCCGCCAACGCCAAGACGCAGCUCGCCAGCUUGACCGUCAAGGCCUACGUUGACGACGGCGGGUACAGCCGUGAUCUCUUCCCCCACUGGAUCACCAUCUCCGGCACUUGCAACACCCGCGAAACCGUCCUCAAGCGUGACGGCAGCAACGUCGUCACCAGCUCGGCCUGCGCCGCCACCAGCGGCACCUGGGUGUCUCCCUACGACGGCGGCGUCUGGACCGCCGCUUCCGACGUCGACAUCGACCACAUGGUUCCUCUCAAGAACGCCUGGGUGUCCGGUGCCAACGCCUGGACCACCAGCAAGCGCCAGCAGUUCGCCAACGAUCUCAACUCGCCCCAGCUGUGGGCCGUCACCGACAACGUUAAUCAAUCCAAGUCGGACAAGAGCCCCGAUGCCUGGAAGCCCCCUCUUGCCAGCUUCUACUGCACUUAUGCCAAGGCGUGGGUUCAGGUCAAGUAUACCUGGGCCUUGACCAUCACCAGCGCCGAGAAGACUGCUUUGACUAGCAUGUUGAACACUUGCUAG
Messenger RNA from Sordaria macrospora k-hell, 627 nucleotides. RefSeq lists its product as uncharacterized. NCBI's taxonomy places the organism in Eukaryota, Fungi, Ascomycota, Sordariomycetes, Sordariales, Sordariaceae. The record is from RefSeq and is a predicted model, not a curated record.